Helobdella robusta is the source of this 564-nucleotide messenger RNA. RefSeq lists its product as hypothetical. Lineage: Eukaryota; Metazoa; Annelida; Clitellata; Rhynchobdellida; Glossiphoniidae. Gene Ontology annotation, biological process: nucleoside triphosphate biosynthetic process. Gene Ontology annotation, cellular component: cytosol; cytoplasm. The transcript has 6 exons. Gene Ontology annotation, molecular function: AMP kinase activity; ATP binding. The record is from RefSeq and is a predicted model, not a curated record. Bases 1 to 564 code for a protein of 187 amino acids.
AUGGCCAAAGGCGGUCCAGGCAGCGGGAAAAGAACAAUAUCGAAAAGACUCGAAGAAAAUGGUUUCUUGUCAAUUUCCCUGAAGGACAUCCUCUUGAAAGAAGGCGAAGAAAACGUUGAAAGUAGAUUGAAAAUCAAAGAAUCUAUGGAUGCGAAUGAAUUAGUUCCACUGAAUAUAGUGAUACAUCUUUUAAAAGUUCGCCUUAUAAAUGAAUCGAACAACGGAACGAAAUUCGUCAUCCAUGGAUUUCCGAAAAACAUCGACCAGGUGAACAAAUUUGAGAAGGAGAUAAUCGAUACCCAGGUAGCCAUCUAUUUGAAAGUUUCCGACCAGACGAUGAAAAUUCGUUACAAACAGAAAGCAGAACUAGGCGGAACUUCGUAUGAUGACGCAAUCAUUGAGAGCAAAUUAACAUUCUUCAAAGAGAAGCAGGCCAAAUGUGUGGAAUACUACGCUAAACAGAACAAACUCUGCGUUGUGGACGGCGAAGUUCCAGAAGACGUCGUUUAUCGGGCCAUUCUCAAGUGCAUCAAGAAGAAAUUGAAAAACGACGAUCUGCCAUAA